AAGAUCUGUAGAUGUGUUCGUUGCAAUUGUCACUGCUGUGUGCGAAAUAGCAUUCCCUUACAUAUAUUCUUCGUGGCAGAUUUUCUUAUAUUAUUUAUUUAUCUAGUUCAAUUAGAUUUUAGCAAUAUAAAUUAAAAUAUAUUGUUGUUUAUUUUGGCGUUAUAUCACUAUUGAAUAUACAAUCCGGUAUUCAACGUGAGGUUAGAACUGGUAGAUGAGUAAGAGUUCUUACGAUGUCCAAAAGACUACAGCCUAGUUGGUCACCGCCACUUAAAUUUGAAAACCGGCCUAUUUUAAAGCUAUACAAUAGCUUAACACGUCAAAAAGAAGAAUUUGUGUGCAAUAAUGGAAAUCAUGUUAACUGGUAUAGUUGUGGUCCAACAGUGUACGAUGCUUCUCACAUGGGCCAUGCCAGAUCUUAUAUAUCUUUUGAUAUCUUGAGGCGGGUAAUGUCAAAUUAUUUUGGCUAUGAUAUACUUUAUGUUAUGAAUAUCACUGAUAUUGAUGACAAAAUUAUAAAAAGGGCAAGACAAAAUUAUCUAUAUGAGAAAUAUGUGAAGGAACCACAAGAUUUAAACAACACAAUAGAUGAUGCAACAGCAGUUGUGAAUUACUAUGAAGGUGUGGUCCAGCAAACUACUGACCCAGAUAAAAAGAAUACAAUGCAAAAAAUGUUAAACAAUGUUGCAUCUGCUGUCAAAGAGUUAAAAUCAGCAGUAGAAACAAAUAAUGUAGAAAAAAUUAAGAUAGCAAAAUGUGAAUUACUUAAGUCUGCAAAGGAUCCUAUAUCAGAUUGGCUAGAUAGUAAGUAUGGAUCAACAGUGACAGAUAAUGCAAUAUUUGAAGCACUGCCUCGAUAUUGGGAAAAUGAAUUUCACAAAGAUAUGAAAGCUCUCAAUGUAUUACCUCCAGAUGUAUUAACAAGAGUAAGUGAAUAUGUACCUCAAAUAAUACAAUUCAUUCAAAAAAUAAUAGACAACAACUUGGCCUAUGAAUCAAAUGGAUCAGUUUACUUCAAUGUAAGUGAAUUUGACAGCAGAGAUAAACACCAUUAUGCUAGAUUGGUUCCAGAAGCCUAUGGUGAUACAAAGUCAUUACAAGAAGGAGAAGGUGAUCUAACUGACGACACUGCAGAAAAGCGAUCGCCAAAUGAUUUUGCCCUGUGGAAACGCAGCAAGGCUGGUGAGCCUUCGUGGCCGUCACCGUGGGGCGCUGGUCGGCCCGGUUGGCACAUCGAAUGCUCGGCCAUGGCGUCGGAUGUGUGCGGCUCCCAGCUGGACAUACAUACGGGAGGCGUAGACCUCAAGUUUCCACAUCAUGAUAACGAGCUGGCGCAGAGUGAGGCUCAUUUCGAUCAGCCCGGAUGGGUGAAAUAUUUCCUACAUACGGGACAUCUGACAAUUUCCGGCUGCAAAAUGUCUAAAUCAUUAAAAAACUUCGUCACUAUCAACGAAGCGUUGCAAAAACACACGGCUCGACAAUUGCGCUUCGCAUUCUUAUUACAUGGUUGGAAAGAGACUCUUGAUUAUUCGGAUAAUACUAUGGAAAUGGCGAUACAGACUGAAAAACAAUUUAAUGAAUUCUUUCUGACGGUGAAAGAUGCAUUGCGUAGUGGAUAUGCUGAAGGUAAUGGCGGUUCCUGGGGACCAGAGGAGCAACAACUUUCUAGUAAACUCACACAAGUGAAAGAACAAGUUCACGCCGCACUCUGUGAUAAUAUCGACACGCGCGGCGCUUUGGAGGCACUGCGCGAGUUGGCAGGCGCGGCGCACGUGUACUUGGCGGCGCGUGCGCGGCCGACGCCUGCGCCGCUGCUGGCGGCCGCCGCGCGCUACGUCACUGACGUGCUGCAUGUGUUCGGCGCUAUCGCCGGCCCGCGCGGCGGCAUCGGCUUCCCUGUCUCCGGCGAAGAUAACCUUUGCGUGGAGGAGAAGGUGAUGCCGUACCUGGAGGCGCUAAGCGUGUUCAGGUCGCGGGUGCGUGAGGAGGCGCGCGCGGCGGGCGCCAGCGGCGUGCUGCAGCUGUGCGACCGCCUGCGGGACUGCGACCUGCCCGAGCUCGGUGUCCGGCUCGAGGACAAGCCCGAUCGUACCGUCGUGAAACUAGUCAGUAAAGAAGAAUUAAUGAAAGAGAGGGAAGAAAAGAGAAGAAUCGAAGCUGAAAAACAAAAAAGAAAACAGGAAAUGCUGGAGGCUCAGCGUGCCAAGGAGGAGCAAAAGAAAAUCCCACCUAGUGAGAUGUUCAAAUUAGAAACGGACAAAUAUUCAAAAUUUGAUGAACAGGGUUUGCCAACACAUGAUCAUGAAGGCAAAGAAUUGAGUAAGGGUCUGUUGAAGAAACUGCAGAAAUUACAAUUGGCCCAAGAGAAGAAGUACAAUGAAUAUUUGGCAUCAAUAAACACUUGCUAAUUAACAUAUUCAUGGACAGUGAUAACUGUAGCCGUAAUAAUAAAAGCUCCUAUUGUGUCUCGUUUGGUGUCCGUACAUUUGUUAAGAUGUGGAUACCGUCUUUUCUGAUAUUAUUAAUAAGAGCAUUCAUAGUGAAGUCUAGCAAAUUUGUCGAUUUUGUCUAUUUAUUUAUUGUCAGUAAAAAUAAAUAUAAAUAAUUUACAAUAUUUUGAAUGAUUAUUUCAACAAGUAGUUUUUUUUUUUAAUUCUUAUUAUGCAUUUAUAUGUCAUUUACUUUAAUUGUUGCUUUUUAAAUAAUUGUUCAGAAAUAUUGUAAAUUAAUUUACUAGAGUCGGUAUGAAUACUCUUAAUAUGAUGGAUUUAUGUAAAGAGAAAAAAUUGAAUUAUAUAUAUAGUAAAAAAAAAAAAAAUAUAUAAAUAGUGUGAAGUUACUAAUUUAACAUUUUUUUAUAUUUUUACAUUAUUUCCAUGUAAGAGGUUGUUAUGAAAAGUUAUUAUCUAUUUACAUAUACAUAUUAAAAAGUUGUCUUUAAAUUGGAUAUAUGUAAAAUGUGUGUACAUAUUACAUAUGUUCAGUUUUAUGUAAUAGUAUAUAAACACUUUUGCCUUAUUGAUUGAAACAUUUAUUAGUAACUAUUGGAAUUGCCAGUGAUAUUAGACGUGGCAAAAGAGCGAUUAAAAUAUUUGGAUAUUAAUACUGAUGAUUUUCCAUUCCAUUAAUUUUAUUUUUAAUAAAAAAUACAAAGAUGCAGUGGGAUUAGUUACAUAACGAUGGUUUAUUGAAUAACCAUGCCAGUAUUAAGAUUCAUCAAACACUAAUUUAUUGAUACCAUGUUUUAAAUACAGCAUGUAAUAUCUGUAUGUAUGCAUUUUUUUAAUUAAAUAUCUAAUGUAUAAUAA
Messenger RNA from Galleria mellonella (greater wax moth), 3308 nucleotides. It is a transcript of the gene CysRS, whose product is annotated as cysteine--tRNA ligase, cytoplasmic-like. Gene Ontology annotation, cellular component: cytoplasm. The transcript is spliced from 11 exons. Bases 234 to 2408 code for a protein of 724 amino acids. Gene Ontology annotation, biological process: cysteinyl-tRNA aminoacylation. Gene Ontology annotation, molecular function: cysteine-tRNA ligase activity; ATP binding. Lineage: Eukaryota; Metazoa; Arthropoda; Insecta; Lepidoptera; Pyralidae. The record is from RefSeq and is a predicted model, not a curated record.